UACAUUUGUGGACUCAUUAAUGGAUCUUAUGUGUAGUGCUAUUAUGAAUAUUUGUCUUUAUCUUAUCGAGAAGUCUGACACUGUUAAUUAUCCAAGAGGAAGGCAUCGGCUCGAAUAUGUCGGAAUAAUGAUGUGCGCAAGUUUGAUGGCGUUCGCAAACUUGUCUAUGGCUUUACAGGCGUUCAAUAAUAUUGAAGACGAAUCUAGUAAGCCUGAAAUGACAUUGCCAACGGGAUUAAUCGUCGGGACUCAAACUGUUUUGAAAGGACUAAUGUCUUGGAUCUGUUAUCGAAGGGCUUCACCUUCUUCAGUGGUUGUUGCAAUGGACUUGAGGAAUGAUGUAGCAACCCGGAUAUCUGCUGUAGUGUUCGCAUUCAUCGGGGAUCGUUACUGGAGAUUAGCAGAUCCAAUAGGAGCAAUAGCUAUUUGUUCAGUGAUAGCUGUAUCAUGGUUCAACCAUGCACUGCAACAUAUUCCCCAGCUAGUAGGUAAAACAGCCAAGCAGGAGCAACUGAGCAGGAUCCUCAAGCUAGCUAUUGAUCACGACUCGAAAAUAAAAUGUUUGGAUCAUGUGAUGGUGUACCACACUGGCGAAAAGGCCUUCGUUGAGCUGCAUGUUGUAAUGGAUGCACAACUCACAUUGAAGGUAAGGAAAAGAGCAUCAUGGCCACUUAGCACACCUCAAAAGUAAUA
This is a messenger RNA of Strongylus vulgaris, 693 nucleotides long. The record is from the annotation of a GenBank genome assembly. Lineage: Eukaryota; Metazoa; Nematoda; Chromadorea; Rhabditida; Strongylidae.